AUGAAUCCUCGGAGAGCUUAAUCAAGUGGAAAUAGAGCUUCGUCUGCUGUCAAACGAGUUGCUAUGCCGAAUGGGUACACUUUAUACAAUUAGAGUGGGCAGAAAUUUCAUUUGCCCAACAUGAAGAAGUACUGCAGUUAUAUGAAUGUAAAAGUGCAUCGCAACGUUCUAUCGAAGAGGCUGAGAACAGGGCCAAAACAUCAACUCUAUAACCAAUGCAUAGUGAAGCACAGACGAUUGUGCAUCAAAGACCACAAAGUACAAUAGAAGUAAAAUAAAUUUGAAAUUCAUUUAGACGCCUGCAGUCAUGAUGAAUAAGUACAUCAAUUACAGAAUAGCACAGCCAUACUCAUCCACAAUAGAUGUGAAUGCCCGUUUGUGGGAAGCAAGUAAAAACACAACUAUCGGUUUGAAAAGAGUUUCAUCAGCUGUCAAGAAGGAAGAAACAGAAUAUUAGUAGGAUUGUGAAACUAUUAGCGGUACCUUAAAACCUUACGAAUUUCUGUCAUCUCUUGGUGGCAAAAUGAUCUCAAAUGAUCCUUCUAAAUAAUAAUCAAUAGAUGUUUCUAGACAAAAUAAUACACAACAGGUACGUCCUCAAACUGUGACAUCCAUAGGCAAGAUGGACUUCACUAUUAUUUAAGAACAACAAUAAAGACUCUCAUCUGCUUAAUAAACGUUAACUAGACCUCCUGUUUCUAAACGACCAAUGACAUCUAUAUAGAGACCUUAAUCUCAAGCAUUUGACAACUAAGAAAGCAAAAGAGUUAAAUAAGAUCGAAUCUAAAGUGCUACUCUUGACGUAUUUUAAAAACCUACUACUCAAAAACAUAAAAAACAAUUUAACGAAAUGAUAGACUAACAAGUUCUAAGACCUCAAAGCAAUUGGAGUCACCAACGACCUCUAUCUUCUAAAACAACUGCCCCACAAUCCUUCUUCAAAAUCUAUACCAAAUUUACUAACCUCAGUGCUCUUGAUUUACCUUAUGAAGAACUUUUCGAUAGAAAUGAAAGAACUGUGGCAGCUACUUUUGCUAGAUUUGGAGAUCUGGGUUAUUAUUCACCAAUAUAAAGGAUUGGAGUCUAUAUGCAAUUUUCAGCAAAGUUAAAAAAGGAGCAUUUACUCAAAAUAAUAGAUUUAUAAAAAACAAUGAGUUCAGCUGAGAAAACAGAUGGAGAGGUACCCAUCUAAUUGGCAAUUGUAAAUGAAUUGUUUCCAAAGUAAGGAAGAGACAAAACUGGUAUUAACUCAGGAGCUAAUGAUGCUUUAACUAGAGAGCCAGUAUCCCUUUGUUUGUAUCCAGAAUAUUUUGAUGACAAUGAUGAGAAUAUUGAUUAGAUGGAAUUGUCUCUUAGAAAAUUCAAUGAGAUGCUGGCUGAGAUGAAUGGGAAUUAUGAUCCUUCACUCUUAUGCAAAGAUUAUUACAUUCACAUCGAUAGAGAGUUCUGGCCGGAAAACAUUCUCAAAGAAGUACUUAUCUCAGAAGAAAGAUAUCGCAAUUAUAUAUCUGGAGAUUACAUAAGAAAUGAUGAGGUUCCAAAAUUCAAAAGAGAAUGGAUUUUAAAUGCAUUCAAUUUGAUUAAACCUGAAUUAUUGCGUAAUGAAGAAUGCUCUAGGUUUGUUGUUAAGGAAAUACUGGAAUUGUUUAGAGAGUACAUGAAGAGAGCAAUGCUGGAUUACAUACUUAGGUCACCAGAAGAAAGGAAGAGGUUGCACAUCACCUUGCUCCCAAGAUCUUUCAUUCAUUCAGCAUAAAGAGUUGCGAGAGAAGGAGGUUACAAUAUGAAAUUGUUCCCAGAUUGGCAUGAUUUUGUAUCGAGAGGUAAGGAUUUCUGCAAGUCCAAUCUCACUCUGAUAUCAACAAUCAAUUAAGGAUUGUCAGAUUGGAUUUAAGAUUUCAUCUCAUUUAAAUUAUGCGAUUUGAACAAGAUGAAAUAGGUUGCCAGAUUAGGCUACACUUUUACAUUUUAGGAAUUCCAAAGAGUUCAAACAAUAUACAAAUUGAAUGUGCUAUGUCUCUUGGAGCACGUCUGGUUCAGAGGUGUCAUGCUUAUAAUUAAGCUAUAGAAAUUCUUAAGGUAGAAGCAAUACAAAAGUCAAUGGACGAUUACAGGCCCAAAGUUCAAAUAAUAGUAAUUAAGACAGACCAUUCUUGAAAUCAUCCCAGAAGAAGAUUUUAUUGAUGAGGACAACGUAAUUUAUAAGGGGGAAGAAAAUCCUUGUUACAUCUCUAUUAAGGAGGCAUUACAAUUCUAUGCAUCUAAAACAACUCAGCCUUAUAAUUUUGAUCGCUUUAAAGAUUCCUGUCAAGCACUCAAUGCCUUUACGGAAUACCAUGUCAUGCUACAAAACCCCAAUCCCAUCGAAUCAGAUAAGCUGUCGUAAUUCUAACUAGAGGAAGUCAAGUAAUAACAAGAAGAAAAGCCAUAUAAAAAGUUAGAAAAGGAAUAGAGGAAAGCAAUCACAUAGAAUGCUACUGUGCUAUUAUAAUUGUAGUUGAGAAGUUUCAUAGACAGAUCCCUAUAGCACUUUGAGUAAAACAUUCUCAAUAUCAAUAUUCCUAAAUAAUUUGAUAUUGAGAUUGGAGACACAAAUUUUGCUAGUCUGAUACAGGCGUGCUAAAAUCUAAAAGACAGGGAUUUUAUACCUCCAAAAUGGGGUUUACUUUAGUAACCUUAUGAUCCAUUCAUUCGAUUGGAAUUGAUUAUUGAAAAUGAUUUUGUUAAGUUAAAGGAAAAUGAAGAGUCAGUCAAGAAUGAAUUUGUGGAUGCCUUCAGAAGCAUCAUCAUAUCAUUUGAUAAAUUCUUGCAUCCAAAAUUUGCCAAAGUCACUUACAACCCCAAAGAGACGAUCCAACCAGUACCUUUAAGAAAUUUUCAAUUUAACUUUGAUUAAGACAUGGGAGGAAUGACCAAGGAGGACUUCUAAAAGUUCUUCAAGUCUUUUUGGCCAUAGGUGAAAGUGGAAGAGAAAUAAUAAAAAGAGCAUCCUGAACUUUUGUUGGCAUCCGAAGAGCAGAGAGAAAUUUAUUAGGAGAAAAAGUAUAUGACAGUUGCAUCAAUAGAGGAAGGGUGCUAUCUAGCUUAGGAGGCCAGGAUUUUGAAACAUGUUAGUGAGCAUUACAAAAGAACUCAUUAAGUUGUGGAAUUCUUUUAGCAAUUCACUUAAUUCUUCAAUAAGGUCUAUGAAAAAGAAAUCAAAUCUUUAAAGAAGGCAAUCACAAAUGAAGAAUUCAAAAUGUAUAUGGAGAUACUCAACAAAUACAAAACUUUGGUAGAUAAAUUCCCACCAACUAUACAAUUCCCUCUGUUUUAAGUAAAUUGCGAGCUUGUCUUAUCGAGUGUAAAGUAGAUGAUAAAAGAAUACAAGGAUAGAUUGUUUAUCAAUUUUGAAUCAGUUUUAAUAGAUUAGGCUAAAGUUAUAUCUGAUAGAUACUUGCAGAUUAGUACAUACAUUAGAAGAUCACUUAAAACACCUGAAGAUGUGGAGGCCAUGGACAAGUACAUUACAGAUGUUGGAUAGGAGAGAGUAAAGAUAAAAACGAAUACAACUGAUAUCUUUAUUAAGGUUAUGUUUUUAUUGAAGCAAGAUUAUGUGAUUAGUGAGCAAUUAUUGUUGUUAUCGGAGGAAUUGUAUCAUAGGCCAUCUCAACUUGACAAGGAGUUGAUUGAGCAAGAAGAGAAACAUCAGAUUGAGAGAGGAAGGUUAGAGGAGGAACUCAAAAAGUAGAGAUCCCAAUUUGAGGAGAGAGUAGCCAAGUAUUGCAAGGAGAUUGAUAAUCUGGAAACAUUCACUGAAAGAUCGAAAUACAAAGGAUAUGUUAGGGAUAUUGAAGAGUUUGAGUAGAAGUUAGCAGACGCUAAUGCAGAAAUGCAGGAGAUAAUCUAAAAAGAGUUGACCCUAUUUGGAUAUCCAUCUUAAUUUGAAAACUUUGUUAAAUUGUAAACUGAAAUACAACCAUAUUCAGAAUUGUGGAAAUCAAUAGGUGUGUAUAUGGAGAAUAGGAAGAAUUGGAUGAAUGGUCCAAUUAUGGAUGUUGAUUAUGGUGAUGUAGAGACUAUUUUGAAGAAUCAGAAGAAGGGGAUUGUUAAGCUAAACAAUUUGUUCAAACAAAAUAGUAUUCCAUAUAGAGUUUUGGGAGAAUUCAAAUAAGAUGUUGAACUCAUGAGUUAAAACAGUAAGACUUUGGAGAUUCUAUCAAAUCCAGGAUUACGUGAACGACAUUGGAAAUCAGUGCAGACUAUAUUGUCAUCCUCUUUUAAUUACAAGGAAGUGUCUUUAAGGGAAUUGAAUAAUUUGAAUGUCGAGUAAUUUCUUAAUGACAUGGAAGAAAUAUCAGAAAAUGCAAGUAAGGAAUUCACUCUAGAGAACGCAUUGGCCAAAAUGAGAAAGGAAUGGGAUAGCAUUAAAUUGGUGGUUUUAAAUUACAAAGGAAGAGGAGUUCUCAUUUUGUAGGGACAAUCCGUGGAGGAAAUUCAAACCUUAUUGGAUGAUCAUGUGAUUAAAUCACAAACAAUCAGAGCUAAUCCCUUAAUCAAGUUUAUGGAGGAAGACGCUAUAAAGUGGGAGAAAUCUAUGAUAUUUAUACAGUAAAUCUUAGAGUUGUGGAUUAAAGUUCAAGGCAUGUACUUAUAUUUGGAACCAAUUUUCAGUUUUGAAGAUAUCAUUAAAACAUUGUAUGAUGAGAGUGAGAAAUUCAAAAAAGUAAGUAGCAAUUGGAACUUGAUUACAAAGGCUGUCGAAAUGGAACCAUUAGCUUUGAAUUUAGACAAAAUUCCAAAUUUGAUGGAUAUCUUGUAGACUUCAUUGAGAUUGAUAGAGGAAAUACAAAAAGGGUUAGAGAAUCAUUUGGAGAUUAAGCGAUUAGAAUUCCCUCGGUUCUUUUUUUUAUCUAAUGAUGAUUUAAUUAAUAUUUUGGCAGAGACAAGAGACCCUUUGUUGGUGUAACCUCACAUGAGAAAAUGUUUCGAGGGAAUCGAAGAGUUAAUCUUCAAUUCAAAUACUGAUAUAUUGGGAAUGAAAAGUGUAGAGAAGGAGGAAGUCAACUUCGAUAACAGGGUAUCACCAAAAGAGUUUAAGAAUUGCGUUGAGAAAUGGUUACUAAAGGUGGAAGAAGAGAUGAGGAACAGUAUUUCACACUUAAUUCGUUAAUGUUAUGGAGAAUUACAAGAAUUACCAGUGUUGAUCAAAUGGAUUCGUAGAUGGCCUGGUUAAUGUGUAUUGACCUGUGCUUGUAUUAAUUUUACCAAUUAGAUCGAGAGUCUAAUAAGAUCAGGAAAGACUCUGAAUAAAUUUGGGAAUGACAGAGUUAAUCAUUUGAAUGAAAUUGUAUCUUUGGUAAGGGAAUCUUAAUAAUAAAAUGAAAGAUAGUUGUUGUCAGCUCUUAUAGUUUUGGAGGUGCAUAACAAUGAUAUUUUGCAAGAUCUCAUAAAAUUGGAAAUGAAAGACACAAGCAUAUUUGAAUGGACUUCAUAAUUGAGAUAUUACAUGCAGGAAGACACAAGUGUUUCAGUGAGGAUGGUCUAAACAUCUAUUCCUUAUGGGAACGAGUAUUUAGGAAUAGGAAGCAGAUUGGUUAUUACUCCAUUAACAGAUAGAUGUUAUAGGACUUUGGUUGGUGCAUUACAGUUAAAUUUGGGAGGAGCACCAGAAGGACCAGCUGGUACUGGUAAGACAGAAUCCACAAAGGAUUUAGCCAAAGCAGUAGCAGUAUAAUGUAUAGUAUUUAAUUGUGGUGAGGGAUUGAACACUCAUGCAAUGGCCAAGUUCUUUAAAGGACUAGCAAGUGCUGGUGCUUGGUCGUGUUUUGAUGAAUUUAAUAGAAUUGAAUUGGAGGUCUUAUCUGUCAUUGCAUAAUAAAUCUUAUAAAUUUAGUAAGCUAAAUCAAUGUCGAUUGAGUCAUUUUAAUUUGAAGGCACAGAAAUACAUAUUCAAUAAUCAUGCAACAUCUUUAUUACAAUGAAUCCAGGAUAUGCAGGCAGAUCAGAAUUACCAGAUAAUUUGAAAGCACUCUUUAGACCAUGUGCUAUGAUGGUACCAGACUAUGCUCUCAUUGCAGAAAUAUCUCUAUAUUCAUUUGGAUUUGUUGAGGCAAGAGCAUUGGCUAAAAAGAUAGUUGCUGUCUAUAAAUUAUGUUCGGAAUAAUUAUCAAGUCAAGAUCACUAUGAUUAUGGAAUGAGAGCAGUCAAAGCAGUUUUGACAGCUGCAUAGUUACUCAAACGUAAAUCUACUGAAAGAGAAGACAUUCUUAUUUACAGAGCAAUCGGUGAUAUCAAUUUACCUAAGUUCUUAACUAAUGAUGUGAUGCUAUUCAAUGGUAUUAUGAGUGAUCUCUUUCCAGAUGUCAAAGUGCAACCAGUUGAAUAUAAGAAUCUCUAAGAAGCUAUGCAUUCGGUCUUGUAAUCUUAGAAUAUGCAGAUUGUACCUAACUUCAAAAGAAAAGUCUUACAAUUAUACGAGAUGAUCAAUUGCAGACAUGGACUUAUGUUAGUUGGACAGACUAUGAGUGGCAAAACGUCUUGUUAUUAAGUAUUAGCGUCUACUUUAACCCAUUGUCAUAAAACUGGGUUAUAGGAUGAAAGGUGUGUGUAAUAUCAUGUGUUAAAUCCGAAGUCAAUAACUUUGAACUAAUUAUAUGGAUACUCUGAUCCUGUCAGCAAGGAAUGGACUGAAGGAGUAUUAGGUGAAAUAUAUCGUAAAUGUGCCACAUCAACUUCUUAGGAUAGACAAUUUUUGGUAUUUGAUGGUCCUGUAGAUGCUGCAUGGAUUGAAAAUAUGAAUACAGUCUUAGAUGAUAAUAAGAAAUUGUGUUUAAUGAGUGGAGAGACUAUUGCUAUGACUGAUAGAAUGACAAUCAUAUUUGAAGUUCAAGAUUUAACAUAGGCUUCUCCUGCAACUGUGAGUAGAUGUGGUAUGGUAUAUUUAUAGCCUGACUAAUUGGGAUGGUUUAACGUAUUUUUAAACAAGUUACAAGAAAUUUAAAAUAUAGAUUAAAGUGUUAUUAUGAGAAUUUCAGAUCUCUUCGAAACUAUUGUUGACAAGGCUCAAAAAUUCAUUAAAUAAAAGUGUCAUGAAUAUGAAUCAGUACCAGAGAACUCAUUUUGCAUUCAUACUUUAUCUAUGCUGAUACAAUUGAUUUAAACUUACCCUGAAGCUUUAAGAAAACAAGCAGAUCCCAGCAUUUUGAUAGAUGCAUUCUUCAUAUACUCAGUUGUUUGGACAGUAGGCAGUUCUGUGGAUGAUGUAGGUAGAAAACAUUUUGAUUAAUAUCUCAAAAAACUAAUAAAGGAACCUCUCAGAAAUGAGAAUAAAAAAGAUGUUGUCAUCAAAAUUGACAAACAAUCCCAAAUCCCAGAGUUGUCUAAUACAAAUAUCUAUGAUUUCUUCUAUGAUCCUGAGUUACUCAAAUGGAGAAUGUGGAAAGAACUUCUUAAGGAUUCUUAAAUUCCAGAGAACAUAGCCUAUUAAGAGAUCCUUGUUGAGACCUCUGAAUCCCUCAGAAUUACAUCAAUUAUUGACAAAUGCAUAAAUCGUCACUCUCCAUUAUUGAUAAUCGGCCCAAGUGGAGUUGGUAAAACCUGUUAUAUUCGAAAACAUAUCUCAUAAUUGCAAAACUACUUAAAUAUUUUUGUCAAUUUCUCAGCCACCACAAGUGCAAACAAAACUCAAAUGAUUAUUGACUCCAAGGUGGAAAGGAAAAGAAAAGGUUUUUAUGGACCACCAUUGGGCUUCAUCGGACUUAUUUAUAUCGAUGACAUGAAUAUGCCUGCUCCCGAUAAAUAUGGUACUCAAGCACCUUUGGAAUUGAUACGACAAUUCUUGGGUACCAAAGGAUGGUAUGGAAAUGAUAGACAAUUCAUGCAUAUAUUGGAUUGCAACGUUAUUGCAUCUAUGGGAUUACCAGGAGGUGGAAGAAGCUUUGUGUCUCAAAGAUUGUUGAGAUUCUUUUAGAUUGUAUCCAUUGUCACUCCUGACACCAACAAUAUUGUACACAUCUUCAAUUCCAUCAUCUCUUGGCAUUUGAACAAUAUCAAAAUAGAAAACACCGAUAAUGACAUUAGGAAGAGUUUCCAAUAUGCAAUUGAAGCUACAAUUGAUUUAUAUAAUUAGAUUCGAGAUUAAUUAAAGGCAACUCCAAAAAAGUCAUGGUACAUACUCAAUAUGAGAGACAUCAGUCGAGUAGUUCAAGGGAUGACUUUAGUUAUGAAUGCCAAGGAAUUGUCACUUGAUCAUAAGAAAGUUUAGAGAUUGUGGCUUCAUGAAACCACAAGAACCUUUUUUGAUAGAUUGGAAUAGGUUGAUCAUGAACAAUACUCAUUAAUGUUGGCGAACUCAAUCAAACUAAAAUUAAGAGAUGAUCUAAAACACAUGAUUAAACCAUAUGAUGAUGUUGCAACCACUAAAUACAAUAUAAAAAGUUAUGUUUGGUCGGACAUUCUUUCAGAAGAACCCAAUGUUUCAGAAAGGAAAUACACAGAAGUGAUGUCAUCAACUAGAGUGUAUUCGAAAUUGCAAUUCUAUUUGGAAGAUCUGAAUUCCAAUACAAAAAAGCCAUUGAAUUUAGCAUUAUUUGAUUAUUGUGUUGACCAUCUCUUAAGAAUCCAAAGAGUCUUAAAUAUGACUCAAGGUCAUCUGUUAUUGAUUGGUUUAGGAGGAUCUGGAAGAUAGAGUCUCACUAGAUUGGCAUGCUUUAUUAGAGAAUAGGAAUUCUUACAAAUUGAGGUAGGCAAAGGAUAUACUUAUGAACAGUGGAAAGAAACAAUGUAGAAGUUAAUGAUAAAUGCUGGAGCAGACAAUAAGGAGAUAACUCUUUGUAUUUCUGAUUCAUAAAUCAAGAAACCAUUUAUUUUAGAGGAUGUUAAUAAUCUACUUAAUACAGGUGACAUUCCUAAUCUCUUUGGAUAGGAAGAUUUCAUUCCAUAAAUAGAUAAACUGAGAUUGAAAGCAAAGAAGGAAGGCAAAUUGUAAUUGUUUGAUAAUGGGAAUAAUGCGCAAUUCUAUGAUUAUUUUAUUGAAUGUGUGAAGAAGAAACUCCAUGUUGUUUUGGCAAUGAGUCCCAUUGGAGAUACUUUAAGAUCAAGAAUACGUAUGUUCCCAAGCAUUGUAAACUGUGCAACAAUUGAUUGUUUCCAUUAAUGGCCUGAAGAUGCUUUAGAGGCUGUGGCUCGAAAGUUCUUAGAGGAUAUCCAAAUCAAGGAUAGUCAAUAAAGACUGCUGGUAGCCUAGUGCAAAUAUAUGCAUUCAUCAUUAUAGACUAUUAGUGAGUAAUUCAAAUCACAAGAAGGAAGACACAAUUAUGUUACUCCUAGCAGUUAUUUUGAGUUAUUGAAGACAUUUUAAGCUGUUUUACAUGUAGAGAAGACUAAGUUGGAAGAUACUAGAAAUAUGUAUAAGAAUGGAGUCACAAAACUUGAUCAAACUUCAGAGGAAGUUAAGAGAAUGGAAGCUGAAUUGAUUGAAAAAUAACCUAAAUUAGUUGAAAUGAAUAUUGAAGCCAGUAAAUUAGCAGUUAUUAUCAAAUAAUAAGCAGAUGCUAUGGAACCUAAGAGAUUGUAAGUGCAAGAAGAGGAGGCUAGAGUGUCAGAAUGUGUUAAGGAAGCUGAAAUAAUCAAUUAAGAGUGCGAGAAAGAAUUAUCUGUAGCAAAACCUAAAUUAAAAUAAGCAGAAGAAGCUUUAAAUACCCUGUCUCCUGCAGAUAUUAAUUCUAUCAAGGCUAUGUUGAAACCACCAAUCACUGUUAAGUUAGUUAUGGAAUCUGUUUGUGUCUUGUGUGGAGUUCCUCCUAUUAGUAUGCCUAAACCUGAGAAUCCAAAAGAAAGAUUUAUGGAUUAUUGGGAAGCAAGUAAGAAGUUUUUAGCGGAUAAGGAUUUCUUAUAGAAACUGAUUGGCUAUGAUAAAAACAAUAUUAAACCUGAGAUUAUGUAGAAAGUCAGAAAUAAUUACAUCUCCAAAAAGGAGGAAUUCAAUCCAAAAAGAGUUGAAAAGGCUAGUUCUGCUGCUAAGGGAUUAUGUGAAUGGGUUCUAGCCUUAGAUGAAUAUGAAAAGGUACUCACUAUUGUUAGACCGAAAUAAGAAAAGUAUCUUCAAUCACAAUAGGAAGUUGCCAGAUUGUAAGAGUCAUUGAAAAUAUUAUAAUAAGAUUUAUCUGUUUUAACAGCAGAAAUUAAUAAGUUAGAGUUGGCUUAUUAGGAAACUAUGAAUAAUCAAUAGCAAUUAGAUAGAGAUAUUAAAGAAUGUGAAGUCAAGUUGCAAAGAGCUACAAAGUUGAUGGAAGGAUUGGGAGGAGAAAGAGAGAGAUGGAGUAAGUCGUCUGCCAUUUAUGAAUAGAGACUAAAAUAAGUAUUGGGAGACAUUAUACUAUCCUCUGGAACUAUUGCAUAUUUGGGAGUCUUUAGUAAUAAUUUCAGAUAGAAAACCAUCAAAAUGUGGAUGGAUAACUUGAAGGGUAAUAUGCAAUUCUCUGAAAACUUUACUUUACAGAAUAUUCUUGGAUAACCGAUUUUGAUUAGACAAUGGAGAAUGAAUGGUUUACCUAGUGAUUAGUUCAGCAUUGAAAAUGGAAUUAUUAUGAAUAGGUGUCAAAGGUUUCCUUUAAUAAUAGAUCCCCAAGGACAAGGCAAUAGAUUUAUUAGGCAAAACGAAAAAGACAUAAAAUUAGUUAAGUUCACUGAUAGUGAUUUCUUGAGAACAUUAGAAAACACAUUGUAAUUUGGAUAACCAUUACUCAUUGAAAAUGUGUAUGAGGAUGUUGAUUCAACUAUUGAUUCUGUCCUACUCAAGCAAAUCUUCAAAAAUGCUGGAGUUAUGUCAGUCCGCAUUGGAGACAAUAUUAUACCCUAUAAUAAAUAGUUCAAUCUGUUCAUGACUACUAAAUUAAGCAAUCCUCAUUACACUCCAGAAAUCAGUACUAAAGUUACAAUUAUCAAUUUCACUAUUACUUAAAGUGGAUUGGAGGAUUAAUUACUAGAAAUAUGUGUUAGCAAAGAGUAACCGAAUUUAGAAGAGGAGAAGAAUAGAUAGAUUUUAUAGUAACAAAAAAAUAAAUAAGAGUUGCAAAAAAUAGAGGAUCAAAUUCUUAGAGUUUUAAAUAAGGCUGAAAAUAUCUUGAAUGACGAGGAAGCCAUUUAAAUUUUGUAGACUUCUAAAGAAAAAUCAAAAGAUAUUGAGGAAAAAUAAGAAACAUCAGAAUACACAGAGAGAAAGAUUGAUGAAGCCAGAGUACAAUACAAACCAAUUGCUAUUCAUGGGGCUUUGCUCUUCUUUGCAGUCAUAUCCCUGGCCUAAUUAGAUUCUAUGUAUUAAUACUCUUUAUCUUGGUUACUAAAUUUGUAUCAGGAAGCAUUCAUCAAAAGCGAACCAAGUUAACGUAUUCAAUAAAGAAUAACCAACAUUAAUAAUAUGACACUCCACUUAAUAUACAAUUAAGUUUGCAGGGGAUUAUUUGAAAAGGAUAAAUUGCUUUAUAGUUUCAUUAUUUUGAUCAAAAUUCUUGAAUAGAAGAAAUAAAUAGAUUUUGAAGAAUUCUCCUUCAUCAUUAGAUAAAUAACUAUUCCCACUGAAGUACCAGAAAAUCCUUUCAAAGAAUGGUUGCCAACCUAAGCUUGGGCAAGAGUGUAGGUUUUAAUCAAAGUGAACAAGAAAUUAUCAUAAAUUGUAGAUAGUAUGCGUAAUUUCCCUGAAGUUUGGAUGGAAUUACUAAACUCUCCAGAUGGCCAUUAGAUCAGAUUUCCUGAACCAUUUGUCAUAAGCACUCCUAUAUAGAGAAUGUGUAUAAUAAAGGCUUUAAGACCUGGCAAACUACCUAAAGUGAUUCAAGAAUUUGUGGCUUCUGAAUUGGGAGAUAAAUAUAUUUAACCUCCAUCAUUUUCACUCCAUCAGUCAUUUUAAGGUAGCAAUCCUAAAUCUCCAUUAUUAUUCGUGUUGCCUGGUACGGAUCCAAUGAACGCCUUACUUAAUUUUGCUAAAUAGAAAGAUAUCUAACUAAGAUCUGUUUCAUUGGGUUAAGGAUAAGGAGUGAUUGCAGAAAAGGAAAUCGAAGAUGCAAAACAAUCAGGAACAUGGGUGAUAUUGUAAAAUUGUCAUUUAUACCCAUCAUGGAUGCCAAAAUUAGAAAAGAUUAUAGAGGAUAUACAAACAUAGAAAAUGCACAAUCAUUUUAGACUCUGGUUAACCAGUUAUCCAAGUGAUGAUUUACCUGCAUCUAUUGUUUAGAGUAGUGUGAAGAUGACAAAUGAACCUCCAACUGGUAUCAAAUCGAAUCUAUAGGUCAGUUAUUCUAGUGCUCUCUAUUAACAAUUAGAUUAUUCAAAUAAGAAACUAUCAAAACUAUUUUAUGCAUUAUCAUUUUUCCAUGCUAUAUUGCAAGAACGUAGAAACUAUGGACCUAUAGGUUUUAAUAUUUAUUAUGAUUUCAAUCAAUCCGAUCUAUUCAUAUCAAUAAGACAACUGUAAUAAAUGGCUGCAGAUGUCUCCAUACCUUUCCAUGCAUUACAUUACCUUAUUGGAGAAUGCAACUAUGGAGGCAGAGUAACUGAUGAAAGAGAUAGGAGAGUGGUAAGAGCUCUUUUAGAUGAAUAUUUAACUGAGAAAGUCACAUUAGACACAUUCUAAAUUCAAGAUUUCCCAAUCAUUGAAGGGUUGUCAUAUGAAGAGUAUAUGAAUCAAUUGAAUAAUCUACCACUAGUUUAGCCAACCCAUCUUUUUGGAUUCCAUCCUAAUGCUGAAAUUAUGAAGGAUUAACAAUAUACAGAUGAGAUCCUUAGAAAAUUGUAAUAGACACUUGGAUCCUCUUACACUGAUGGUUAAUAAAAUGAUGAAUCUAAAAAAGCAGAUAAUGUCCUUAAACAAUUAUGUGAAGAGUACCUUGCCAAUUUCCCUAGAAAAUUUGAUGUCGAAAUUGCCAAUGCUAAAUAUCCUCAUGACUAUAAGAAUUCUUUUAACACUGUUUUCUAAUAGGAAAUAUCAAGAUUCAAUAAAUUGUUCUCAGUCAUUCAGUAAUCCUUUAUUGAUACUCUGAAUGCUAUCAAGGGAUUAACCGCCAUGUCUGAUCAAUUGGAAAAAAUUACUCAAUCAUUUCUUAUUGGAGCAGUACCAGAAUAAUGGAAAAAAUAUAGUUAUCCUUCAUUGAAGCCACUAGCUUCGUAUUUAUAGGAUUUCCUAAGAAGAAUCCGAUACUUCCAAAAUUGGCUAGAUAAAUAAAUUCCCUAUGUCCAUUGGAUUUCAGGUUUCUUCUUUACUCAAUCUUUCCUUACAGCUGUUUUACAAAAUCAUGCCAGAAAAUACUCAAUAGCAAUAGACAAAUUAGACUUUGAAUUUUAAUUUCUUGAAGAGCCAUAAGUUAAUUUUGAAGUCAAUCAAUUGCCUCGACAAGUUAAUGGUAAUUUAUCAUACCUUAUAUUUUAGAUGGCACUCUUAUAUUUGGACUCUUCUUGGAGGGAUGCAGAUGGGAUUAUGGUCGAGAAAUGAUUGUGGAAUCCAACCCGAAAGUACUGACGACUCUAGCUCCUAUCAUAUGGCUCAAACCUAUACAAGGAGAGUCAGACACUAAGAACUAAUACGUUUGCCCAGUUUACAAGACAGCAGAAAGAAGGGGAGUCCUCUCUACUACUGGGCAUUCUACUAAUUUUAUCAUGAAUGUCAAUAUGCCAACUGAACAAUCAUAACAUCAUUGGGUGAAGAGAGGUGUAGCUAUGCUUUGUUAACUAUCAGAUUGA
Messenger RNA from Paramecium octaurelia, 13713 nucleotides. NCBI's taxonomy places the organism in Eukaryota, Ciliophora, Oligohymenophorea, Peniculida, Parameciidae. The record is from the annotation of a GenBank genome assembly.